This is a messenger RNA of Pecten maximus, 2705 nucleotides long. Its product is annotated as sperm flagellar protein 1-like. Gene Ontology annotation, biological process: regulation of cytoskeleton organization. Gene Ontology annotation, cellular component: axoneme. Gene Ontology annotation, molecular function: microtubule binding. The transcript has 7 exons. The record is from RefSeq and is a predicted model, not a curated record. Bases 322 to 1113 code for a protein of 263 amino acids. NCBI's taxonomy places the organism in Eukaryota, Metazoa, Mollusca, Bivalvia, Pectinida, Pectinidae.
AUGCUGGGAUUGUGCGUUGCUGAGAACAACAAGACAAUCUUCCAUAUUUUUCGGUAGUUGUUUACAGUUUCUAAAAUAGUAAUUUGUUUUAAAAAAAGUAGCAGACGUGAUUGAUGAAACUGAAUGAACUACCAUGAUGACUUGCACGGUGGUUAACUGACUGUAUGUCACAGCGAUAUUGUAACGAUAUUGUGUUUGACAAGGCUCCCGGACUCCCGGGUUCGACAGUCUGCAGUUUUUAGACUGUUAACAGUUAAGUUCCAGUAGAUCCUCUGUAUUUCGGAUGAAUCGUAUAGAAGAGCACUAGGAUAACUUCCAAAAAUGAGUAUUACGGAUUCCGCCUCGGGAUUGGACGAAGAAAGCCUCGAGACGGUUUAUGGCUGGGUGGACGAAGUACCACUGACAAGACCAAAAAAGAACAUCUCGAGAGAUUUUUCUGACGGCGUUUUGUUUGCGGAAAUGAUACACUAUUAUUUUCCGAAUUAUGUUGAUAUGCAUAACUAUACAGCAUCAAAUGGAAGCAAAGGAAAAACUAAAAAUUGGAACGUACUUAAUAGAAAAGUUCUACGCAGGUUAAAUUUUGAGUUAGCCGAUGAUGUGAUCAGUAACCUAUGUAAGCCUACACCCUUCGUUAUUGAGAAAGUACUGAUGGAACUGAAGACUCGGAUUGACCAGAAGAUGGAGAUGGACAAAAUACAGCCACCACCACCUAUAUCCUCAUUUAGGGCCAAGGAGAGUGACCAACCAGAGGCUGAUCAGCACUUUGGAUGGAAAGGGAAAGGAACAAAAGGACAGAAGCUGCCACCAAAAGCCUCGGUAGAAAUACCUGCUCCACCACCAUUUGAAAGAGUUACUCACAAGAAUCUUGGAAGAAAGGACCCUAUCAUGCCCUCAUCUGGGCCACAGCGUCAAAAAGGGGGAAAUAAAAAUGAGCCGGAUCUCACCAUGAAGUAUGAGGAAAAGGUGCAUGAAUGUCUUAGCAAGGAUGAGACAAUUGCGGUGUUGCAAGCUAAAACAAGACGACUUGAACAUUUGUUGAAUCUGAAGGACAUUCGAAUAAACGAACUUCAAAGUCAAGUAGAACAUUUGCGGCCGACUGGUGGGAUAAAAUGAACGUCUACUGGACCAGUCCUCAGAGCUUCCCUUCACGCCUAUCGCCCCUGUAGUUGUCUUCAUCAGUGUUUGUUCUCUAGGGUAACGUGUAAUGAAUCAUACAAGUGGAUUAAUGGUAUACUCAUCAUUUGUGAACGGAUAUUUCAACGGCCACAUUUAGAUACCAAUGUUCAUUUAAGGACCAAUUAUAUCUCGCAUUCUCCAUCAAACCAAUUUGUAUACAGUUCACCUAUUUUCCUGACAUCAAAUGUUACAUAUGGUAACGUACACUACAAGAUGUCUAUGGAGCAAUACAAUUAACUAAUGAAUGGACUUUGUGUAUUUGUAUGAUUCAAUAACAAUGGUAACUCAUUUCUAGCUUCUGAAGUGUGGGCCACAUUAGUUAUCACAGACAUAGUAAAAAUUGUAAAAUAUUGUUUAUUUAUCAAUUUAUUCCACAGUUUUAAGACAUUACUUUCACCCUAGUUUUGUGAUAUUUUUUUAACUAAAUGUGAAAUAAAUCGAACAUAUUUGAUACGUGCGAUUUGUUUCCCUAUAUUAUGUUUUAAUCAAUAGCGCUAUCACUACUGUUUCUGCUGUAUUGUAAGUUAGUGACACGAAUUAGCAUCCAAUGAUCUGAUCCAGCUGUUUUGAAGCUACAAUAAUUCAAAUACAAUUUGGAAAUCGGUAAAUCUUCCCCCUUUUUUUUUUUUUUUUUGGAGAAGUAAACGUCUCGAUUUUCAUAUUGUGAUCAUUUGAUUGUUCAUUGAAUGAGUGUAUUUUGUAAUGUGCACGCAUGCAGUCAUUAAAUGGUAGCUAACCAUCAGGUUUAUUAGGUUAAAUGUAUCCACAUAGAUUUUUCGUUUAAAAUAUCAUUUACUUCAUUUUUGUAGUAAAAAUAUUAUAGGAGUAUUUUUUAUGUAUUUUUCUAGUAUAUGGAUGCCAUCACUUAAAUUGUAGUGCUUAAUAAUACGUCUUCAAUAGUCUAACCGGUAGUGAUGUGAACAGGUUGUUGCUUACAGAGUUGUGUGAUGUGAUAUUGAAUUACAGACUUAACAUACCUUUUUUGUUUGAAACAUUGAACGUUUUGCAAUUAAAUGUAACAGAAACAUUUUAAACAAUUUCAUUUUCCACAACAUGAACUAAUCAUUUGGAUUCAUUCUGUUUAGAUUUUGUAAGUUUUUUGCUUAAUGUCACAAAUAUUACACUCAGCAUAUUUUGUAUAAUUGAGCCCUAUUAUAUGUUAUAUAAGUUACAAUAACAACAACAUAAUAACGAUGCAUAAAACUUCAAAAUUGAUAAAACGAUGGCAAAAUAUACAACGGAAUUGAGGUGGUCAGGACUAGUAAGGUAGCACACUACAGUAGGACAGCCUAGCCAUGGGCGAUUUUUUUUAAGCAAAUAACUCCUGUAUUAUGAUAUGCAUAAAAAAAAUGAAAAAAAUAAAUGUACACUAUAAUUGGUAUAUUCAGUAUGAAGUAGUACAAACAGGCUUCACAUUUGUUAAAACAAAAAAUAAUCAAUUGGUUCCAGAUUUUAAAUUUCCUGAUUUUCCAAAAGUGUGUUUACACAGGAAAUUUAGUUUUGCCUACAGCGAAAAAUGGAAACCUACC